Messenger RNA from Saccoglossus kowalevskii, 1166 nucleotides. RefSeq lists its product as uncharacterized. Gene Ontology annotation, cellular component: membrane. Lineage: Eukaryota; Metazoa; Hemichordata; Enteropneusta; Harrimaniidae. The record is from RefSeq and is a predicted model, not a curated record.
ACAGGACACUAAUCCGUCUGACUGCACAUUUGGGUUGCGGUGAUACGUGCGGUGUUCCGUGUGUAGUUGUUCUGUUGUUUCGUUUUCCAGCAUACCCUUUACUAUCAUCACAGUCUCACACACGGUAACAGUUCUUGUCUGAGCGUGUGUUAUGCAGCUGACGAUUACAGAUUCGCCACAAGGAACCGUCCCAUCUAAUUCACAACAGCGCUCACAUGACACGGUGUCACUAGAUCCGAUAAGUCUAGAUGAGUUUAAGACCAAGGCUGUGACAUGCGGAGCCCUACAGAUAUCGCUCGGUGUCAUUCUUAUAUCUCUUGGAAUUGCGUCUAUUAUCAUAGAAUGCUAUAUCUCGGAAUUAGGAGCUCCUAUUUGGUGCGGUGUCUUUAUUGUUGUAACUGGCGUUAUCGGGUGUUGGGCUGCAAAUAAACAAACGCGAGACGUGAUCAUUACGUCUAGUGUGAUGAGUUUAAUGGCCACUGUCCUAGCUUGCACAGUACUAUUUGUGACGUCACUGGUUGCCAUAACGAUGGAAGAGGAAUAUGUCAAAAACUGUGAAACUGUGGAUGUAACAAAUAAUUAUAGUAAUACCACUGUUAUCUUGGAUGAUUGCACCGUGACCGAGAUUCCAUACUAUGAAGGACGGCUCGUUGUAGACUGCCUGAUACUGAUAGCUGCCGUAACAGAGGCUAUUGUCGCAAUUAUAAAUUGUGUCAUUUGUAACAAGGUGACGCCGUGUACGUGUAAGCGGAGAAGUCACAGUCCCGCGUAUUACAUGGAAGACCCGGAUGAUGGGUUGCAACAAGAAAUGGAAUCUAUCGAACCACCUAAUGGCAAGGCAACUGAGAUAAACAGAACACGAGUCCCAUUGACACCAAAGAAAGACGGCGACGUAAAUCAGCCACAACUUGUGUUUCAACCAUUGAACCAAUCACACCCACAACAUCGCAUGUUCAGGUCCGAUCAGCCACAGUUCUACACGUGAUCUUAGCGAUAAAAGAACACCAUAUGAACUUCUAACGUAUACAUUUACUCGUGAUCUAUCUAGCUUAUCGUUUCACUGAGCGAACACUGAUAAGUAGAUGUUAAACGGACCGACUAUGUAAUUGUCGAAUUUGUCAACCAAUUUCAUAUUUUUUUGGUUACUAAAGGUUGUAUUCAAAACG